GCUAAUGGUUACGGUACUCGUCUGUAUGUGCGUCGAGACUUGAAAGUUACAUGUUAAACCAUUUGUUUUUUUUCCGUCUAAGUGACCAGAACGCAUCGGUCGCUUGGAGGGCUUUCUUGUAAAACGACCGCACCGUUGAACAUCCCAGGCGAGGUGGAUGUUCCUCACCCCUUGUUUUAUUUUUUACCGAUUGGUUUUUAUUGACAAAGUGUGCUGUCCCCUCUCCCCCUCUCCACCAUGCUGAGUUUCCUGCGAAGGACGCUGGGCCGGCGCUCCAUCCGGAAACAUGCGGAGAAAGCCCGGUUGAGAGAAGCCCAGCGUGCUGUGACACACAUCCCCGCUGCUGGUGAUGCUAAGUCCAUCAUUACAUGCAGAGUGUCCUUGCUGGAUGGGACAGACGUCAGUGUGGACUUGCCGAAAAAAGCCAAAGGUGAGGAGCUGUUUGACCAGAUCAUGUACCAUCUGGACAUUGUAGAGAAAGACUACUUUGGACUACGCUUCAUGGACUCUGCCCAAGUCCCGCACUGGCUUGAUGUAACGAAAAGUAUCAAAAAACAAGUAAAAAUUGGCCCACCAUACUGCCUUCACAUGAGAGUCAAGUUCUACUCUUCUGAACCCAACAACCUGCAUGAGGAGCUCACCAGGUACCUGUUUGUAUUGCAGCUGAAGCAAGACAUUCUCAGUGGAAAGCUUGAAUGCCCUUUUGAAACGGCAGUGGAGUUGGCAGCCUUCUCUUUACAGUCUGAGCUUGGGGAUUGUGACCCACUAGAACAUAACCUGGACCUGGUGUCAGAAUUUCGUUUCAUCCCUGAACAAACGGAAGGUGUCGAAUUGGCCAUUUACAACGCCUGGAAGGAGUGCAGAGGUCAGACACCUGCACAGGCUGAGAUCAAUUACUUGAACAAAGCCAAGUGGCUGGAAAUGUAUGGGGUAGACAUGCACAUGGUGAAGGCACGUGACGGUAAUGAGUACAGUCUGGGUUUAACUCCCACCGGAGUCCUGGUGUUUGAAGGUCAAACAAAAAUUGGCCUCUUUUUCUGGCCCAAAAUUACACGUCUGGAUUUCAAGAAAAGCAAACUGACUCUUGUGGUGGUGGAGGAUGAUGAGCAGGUGAAUGGAAAAGAGCAGGAGCACACGUUCGUCUUCAGAAUGGAUCAUCCCAAAGCCUGCAAGCACCUGUGGAAGUGUGCGGUGGAACAUCACGCUUUCUUCCGACUGAGAGGACCAGUUCAGAAGAACUCGGCACGCUCUGGAUUCAUUCGCAUGGGUUCACGCUUCAGAUACAGUGGCAACACAGAGUACCAGACAACCAAGUCCAGCAAGGCGAGGAGGUCAGCUUCAUUUGAAAGGAGACCCAGUCGACGUUACUCCAGAAGAACGUUGCAGAAUCGAGGUCCAUACAAUCCUCAAGAGGUUCUGACCUCGGGCAAUGGAGUCAGCUCAAUGAAAGAAAAUAAGGUCCCUGCCAUUCGAGGUGCAUGGUCCAGUGUGCCGGUCGUCAGUCCUGUCGCUGCCUCUCCCUCUGUUCCGAUGGAAAUUGAAGCUCUACCCAGAAGUCCCGGUGGUGAAAAAAGAAGUCUGUCGAUGGCUGCUGACCUGAUAGAAACAUGCAUCGAUGACGUCCUCAGGCCUCCUGCUCUUGCCGCUGAGUCCACUGCAGAGGAAGCCAGCAGUAACACCUAUCCUGCGCCGAUGGACGACCCACUCAGCCACUCUGCAGCUCGACUGAAACAGCUGGAGUUGGAAAGCAGCCCACGUCCUACAAAGAAUGUCAAUGUCAACAUGGUGAUGAACAACCAGGAGGACAUUGUGAAGAUUGCAGACAAAUGUGUUCUCAGCAGCACAGGAAGCAGUCCAGAGUUUCCUCUUCUCCGAACCCCCGACAAUAUGAAGAGUAACAUCCUGAAAGCACAGGUGGAGGCCGCGGCGCUGAAGGGAUGUUUGGAAGAACACAUUGUGGCGUCCGGAGACAAAAACUGUAAUUUACCAGAGAGCUGUGUGAGUGAGCGACCUGAUGGCUCAGAUAUGACUCGGGAUCUCACCAACCCAGCCAGCCUCCUCUCAUCAGUCGCAGCUGGCGCAGAGAGGUUAUCUGAGGACUCCAACCCAAUUCUUCCCAAGAUUCCAUCUGAGCCUGCCAUUGAGAGCUUGGCUGCGAAGGUCAAAGCAGAAGAAGUCGACAUGCCCAGCAUGGCAGCACCCUUGACUGACAAUCUCAUUGACUUCACAGAUCCAAUACCAGUGAUCCCAGCCGUGCAGCUGCCCAAACCUCUGAUCACACCGCGCUGGAUCAUUCCCGCUACCCCUCCUCUCGGUGCAUUUACCAACGGUCUACUGGACAUGGACCCCUCUGCAAAGUUCUCCCCUGCGGAUCGAGGAGCAGCCAUCACCCCCGUCCUCCCUGCUAAUGCAUGUAGCAUCAUCUCCACGAGCUGUGCGGAUCAGCAGCCUUCCUCAGAAGAUGGGCCCAAACCCAGAGGACUCCUGACCACAGAGCUCUGAUGACAAACCCUGAAGCAGCUAUCGCACCGUUUAGUGACGUCUCUCAUGCACACACACACACACACACACACACACACACACACACACACACGCCUGGACCACUGAUCCUCUAGUAUGAAAGUUCAGAUAAGGGAGCAAAGCCGCAACAACACUCGUAAACACACAGAAAACCUGCUAAUGCUAGUUCUGCUUUGAAAUGUAGUGUAGUUUUCUUACAUUUGUCCCCAAACACUGGAUGCCACCUCAGUCUGUCUGUGAUUUCAUGUGGUCAACGUAAAACGCAAUGACUUCGUCUCAGACGCCAAGACUGGAAGACCUUCAAUGCUGUAUCUGUAGCCAUUACAAACUCUGAGUCACUCUGGAUCAAGGGCUGAGACCACUGGACAAAAAUACUCGAGGAUUUUUAAAAAAUACUGAAUCAAUUUUUGUGAAGGAGGCGUGGCUGAACUGAUUCCCCAUGAAAAUAUGCCAUUCACCUUCUUUGAAAAUAAAUGUUUUAUUGUUUUUAAUUUGGCCGAUUAAGACUACUCUACGACAAAUAUCAGCUGCAGCUUUUUUGACAUUUUUAAAGACAAAUUUUAAUGUUGGGCUGUCGGUGACCUUUUUAUGGCUCGACAGGCAUGUAAAUCUGUGGUUUGAAUCAGUACUGUUUGUCGUCACCCCCAAACGCCUCAUAGAUUAGCUGAAUAGUUUUGGUUGUCUUGAAGUUCAAAUAGAACUUUAGAGGUGACGUGGAACUUGUCUGUGAAACUGUGAUCUGAUUCUAUAUUUCUGAGUAUAUUAACGAUCUGUAUCUCAUUGACUCGUACAAAUAGAAUGUAGCUUCUGCCCAAGUAUUGUGAUCUCGAUUGGAAAAUGAUGUCCUUUCGUUCUGACAUGUCUUUGAAAUGAUUCCUGUAGAUAUGAAGUAGAGUUCUAUAUAUUUUUAUAAUAAGUCAAACUCCAUUCCACUCAGCAUUUGGCCAUAUCUAAUUUAGGAGUAUUUUACUGAUCAACUGGAAUACUGUGGGCACUGUAACCUCCUCGCUGUCAUUUUUACAAAGCCUGUUUUUGUCCUGGGGAACCUGAUCAUGUCUCUCAGUAAAGAUU
Messenger RNA from Synchiropus splendidus (mandarinfish), 3591 nucleotides. It is a transcript of the gene epb41l5, whose product is annotated as erythrocyte membrane protein band 4.1 like 5. Gene Ontology annotation, cellular component: cytoskeleton. The transcript has 26 exons. Gene Ontology annotation, molecular function: cytoskeletal protein binding. Bases 238 to 2502 code for a protein of 754 amino acids. The record is from RefSeq and is a predicted model, not a curated record. Lineage: Eukaryota; Metazoa; Chordata; Actinopteri; Syngnathiformes; Callionymidae.